Molecule: messenger RNA, 3436 nt
Organism: Onychomys torridus (southern grasshopper mouse)
Lineage: Eukaryota; Metazoa; Chordata; Mammalia; Rodentia; Cricetidae
Gene: Tox3
Product: TOX high mobility group box family member 3
Exons: 7
Coding region: 441-2180 (579 amino acids)
Biological process (GO): regulation of transcription by RNA polymerase II
Cellular component (GO): nucleus
Molecular function (GO): chromatin DNA binding
Source: RefSeq, a predicted model, not a curated record
GGGCCGGGCCCCUUGUCUCCGCGGCUCCUCGGCUCAGUCAGCCCGGGGAGGAGGAGCGGGGCCAGCCGCCGCCGCUGCCGCCGUCCCAGCCUCGCCGCGCACCUGAGCUCGGCGGCCGCCCCGGGUCUCCGCGCUGCGCCCCGCGCCCCGGGCGCCCGGCCCGUGCGCAGCCAGCCUCGGUGUCCCGGUGGGGCUCGUCCCCCGGGCCGCCUCCCGCUCUCCCGCGGCUCGCGUGGCCGCGCCUUUGUGUACGGCGGCCGCAGCUCCCGGGGCUCGUCGGCGGCCCCCGCGCGACGCCCCUCUAGCCCCACGGCCCGUGCGCUGUCCCCGGGCGCCCCCGGCCGGGCGUCCCCGACGGUGGAUCGCGCGGCCGCAAGGAGGCGGGUAGCGGCCCCGGCGAGCUCCAGCCCCGGCCCCCGGCCCCCGGCCCCGGCCCCGGCAUGGAUGUGAGGUUCUACCCCGCGGCGGCCGGGGACCCCGCCGGCCUGGACUUCGCGCAGUGCCUGGGGUACUACGGCUACAGCAAGUUUGGAAAUACUAACUACAUGAACAUGGCUGAGGCAAACAACGCCUUCUUCGCUGCCAGUGAGCAGACAUUCCACACACCAAGCCUUGGGGAUGAAGAGUUUGAAAUUCCACCAAUCACGCCUCCUCCAGAAUCGGACCCCACCCUGGGCAUGCCCGAUGUACUGCUACCCUUUCAGGCUCUCAGCGAUCCAUUGCCUUCCCAGGGAAAUGAGUUCACACCCCAGUUUCCCCCUCAAAGCCUGGAUCUUCCUUCCAUUACAAUCUCAAGAAACCUGGUGGAGCAAGAUGGCGUACUUCAUAGCAAUGGGCUGCAUAUGGAUCAGAGCCACACACAAGUGUCACAGUACCGCCAGGAUCCCUCCUUGAUCAUGAGGUCAAUUGUCCAUAUGACCGAUGCUGCUCGCUCUGGGAUCAUGCCUCCUGCCCAGCUGACCACCAUCAACCAGUCUCAGCUCAGUGCACAGUUGGGCUUGAAUUUGGGAGGGGCCAGUGUACCCCACACAUCUCCUUCACCUCCAGCAAGCAAAUCAGCCACUCCCUCCCCUUCCAGCUCCAUCAAUGAAGAGGAUGCUGAUGAAGCAAACAGGGCCAUUGGAGAGAAAAGAACGGCCCCAGAUUCUGGCAAGAAGCCCAAGACUCCAAAGAAAAAGAAAAAGAAAGAUCCCAAUGAGCCUCAGAAGCCAGUGUCAGCAUAUGCCCUGUUUUUCAGAGACACACAGGCUGCAAUUAAAGGUCAAAACCCCAAUGCAACCUUUGGAGAGGUCUCCAAAAUUGUAGCAUCUAUGUGGGACAGCCUUGGAGAGGAGCAAAAGCAGGUAUAUAAAAGGAAAACAGAAGCUGCCAAGAAAGAAUACUUGAAGGCCCUGGCUGCCUACCGGGCCAGCCUCGUUUCUAAGGCUGCUGCUGAAUCAGCAGAAGCCCAGACCAUCCGUUCUGUCCAGCAGACUCUGGCAUCAACCAAUCUGACAUCGUCCCUCCUUCUGAACACACCACUGUCUCAACAUGGGACAGUCCCCGCCUCACCUCAGACUCUCCCACAGUCGCUCCCUAGGUCCAUCGCUCCCAAACCCUUAACCAUGAGACUACCCAUGAGCCAGAUCGUCACAUCGGUCACCAUCGCAGCCAAUAUGCCCUCGAACAUUGGGGCUCCACUGAUAAGCUCCAUGGGGACGGCCAUGGUUGGCUCAGCAGCCUCCACCCAGGUGAGCUCUUCGGUGCAAACCCAGCAGCAUCAGCUGCAGCUGCAGCAACAGCAACAGCAGCAGCAGCAGCAACAGCAGCAGAUGCAGCAAAUGCAGCAGCAGCAGUUGCAGCAGCACCAAAUGCAUCAGCAAAUUCAGCAGCAGAUGCAACAGCAGCAUUUCCAGCACCACAUGCAGCAGCACCUGCAGCAGCAGCAACAGCAGCAUCUCCAGCAGCAGAUCAACCAACAGCAGCUGCAGCAGCAGCUGCAGCAGCAUCUUCAGCUGCAGCAACUGCAGCACAUGCAGCACCAGUCUCAGCCUUCUCCCCGGCAGCACUCCCCAGUCACCUCCCAGAUCACAUCCCCCAUCCCUGCCAUCGGCAGCCCUCAGCCAGCCUCUCAGCAGCACCAGCCUCAAAUCCAGUCCCAGACACAGACUCAAGUAUUACCGCAGGUCAGUAUUUUCUAAGGUGCAUGAGGCACUCAGAUUGGAGUGCACCGAGGAGAGAGGCAUAGGAGGGAAGGUGUGCAGACUGGAACUUGUGAGUUGACUCUCGUUAUGCAGCAGUGUGUAACAGAUCAAAACGGUCCUCUCAAGUGUCUAUUAGAUAGGCAAUAAGAACUGCAGUGUAGCUGAGAAGCAUCUUUUAGCUGACUAUACAUCACUUUGUUUUUAAACAAGGAAGCUGCGCUCUGUCAUGUGCUGCCUUUUUUUUAUUUAUUCAGGCUAUACCUACAAUAUGUGAAUCAAACCAUUUAAUGAAUCCUGGGACAUACGGAUGACUGUAAACUGGCCUUUCUGAGUCAUAGAAAAAAAUUGGCCUUAUUUCUCCAGAAGUGAGUGAACCAUACUCCCAGGCUGUUUGAACUUCUGAAGCCCUAAAAUAAAUACUAAGUACAAAGCACACUUGUAACUACCUGAAAUAUGAAGAUCCAGUUUCAUACAAACAUUUGUAUGAUGUGAAUAGUUGAUGGCAUUUUUUGUCAUGAAAAAAAUUAAUGUAAAUCACAGACUUUUGCCAAAGCUCUUAUUUUUUUUUUCUAAAUCUCUCCAGAAAAAAAGAAAAAAAAAAGCAAGUGAUUAGAUUCAAUUAUUGACUUAUUUACUUACUUCUACUUUGUAUCCAUGACUUCUCUGAAUCAAACCACAGUAUAUGUUGUGACAAUAAUCUGUGGCCACUGUUAGCCCAUUAUGUUCAUUCCAAUUAGAAGAGUUGUGAAUACUAUAUUACGUGUUUUGAGUGACAAGUUUCGAAAAAUAAAAACACUGUAUUUUUAAAAGGGAAAUGCACUUAAAUGAAACAGUUAUUACAGAAGUUAAGAUUUAAAAAGAAAAAGCAAGAAUUUUUAUUAUGAUGUAAUACCGGUAGAAUCUUGAAUAUUUCAAAGGCACACUACAUCUGAAAUAAUCGAUGUAAAUAUUUUCUUUCCAAGUUGUAAGUUUCAUCUCCUGUGUUGUAAAGUUUUCCUAAACCAGGCUUUAACCUAAACACUGGGGACAUAAACCAUUCAUUGCUACAUUGCUUAUUGUGUUUUUAUGCUGUUUUAUACUUUUUUAUGAGUUAUGAUAGCAGCAAUUAAGUUGUUUGUAUUUUGCUUAACUAAAACAAAAUGCUUUUAUCUUGCUAUAGAAUAAACACAUUUCAGUAAAAUCUGUGGACUGUAUUUUGAUGCAAGGGCAAGGACACUGUUCACUUUUCAAAUAAAAUGGAAUGUCAAAUUUUA